CCAAUCACUUGUCCGGCGCAAAAUUAGACUCCAGGAAAAGAAGGCAAAAAUGGGGCCAUCCCCGGAUUAGAUAAGCAGCUAUCACAUGAAAAUGCAAAUGACGUCUGAGCGUUUCCUUUUCUUGGAAUUUCUUUUGCUGGGGGCGUUUCGGAGAUCUUCAUUUAUCUCGCUUCCUGGCGCAUUUCUGCCUCUUUCCCCAUGAUGGAGUUCAGGCCUCGGGUAGUGCGAUAGACUUGUUACCCUUCUAUACCUAUACUAAAGCUUCAGGUAUAAUUCGUUCAUCAUGGCGCGCGUGCCUGUGAUUGGUCGACUGUUUUGGUUUGAAUAUCUGGCUCUGUUCGCUUCUUUGGUUCUGGUAUUGCUGGAAUGGAUCAUACAUAUUAUUACAUUUUGUCUUCCUGAAACCGUAAUCAAGUUCUUUUACGACCGGUCGAAAACCAUCUUCAACCUAUUUAUAACUCCUGAGGAUGAAGGCAAGCGCAGUAAAGAAGAACGGAUCGCCGCCGCAGUCGCACAGGCCUCCGACUUUGUAGAUAUAUGCGCUUUGUUCGGUUAUCAGACUGAGGAGCAUAUUGUCCAGACCGGCGAUGGCUACCUGCUCGGCCUCCACCGCUUGGCCUACCGGAGAGGUGAGGAGAAGAUGCGCGUCAAUCAAGGAAAAGGGGGCGUUCGGAAGAAGGUCGUCUUCCUGCACCAUGGGCUCAUGAUGUGCAGUGAGGUUUGGGUAUGUUUGUCAGAAGAACAACGGUGUCUUCCCUUUCAAUUAGUGGAAAGGGGCUAUGACGUCUGGUUUGGAAACAAUCGCGGCAACAAGUACUCGAAGAAGUCCGUGCGGUUUUCGCCCGGGUCUAACGAGUUCUGGGACUUCUCCAUCGAUCAGUUUGCCUUUCACGAUAUUCCCGACAGCAUAAAUUAUAUUUUGGAAGUCACGGGUCAGCCUUCUCUGUCGUAUGUUGGGUUCUCGCAAGGCACCGCCCAAGCCUUCGCGACACUAUCUAUCCACCCGCUGCUGAACCAGAAGGUCGAUGUUUUCGUGGCUCUUGCGCCCGCAAUGGCGCCUACGGGGUUGCCAAACCAUUUCGUUGACUCACUGAUGAAGGCCUCGCCGAAUUUCUUGUUCCUUCUCUUCGGUCGACGUAGCAUCCUCAGUUCGACAACGAUGUGGCAGACGGUCCUCUACCCGCCUAUCUUCGUUCAGAUCAUCGACAAGUGCCUUGACGGACUCUUCAAUUGGAAAUGCCGGAACAUCAGUCGCUGGCAAAAGCUAGCGGGAUACCUACAUCUAUUCUCCUUCACCAGCACCAAAUCCGUGGUUCAUUGGUUUCAGAUCAUCCGACACAAAAAUUUUCAAUUCUACGACGACGAGGUCCACGCUCCAUUCAGCGUUGUCGCUAGCGAGCGAUUUUAUAAGCCGGUCAAGUACCCUACCAAGAACAUCAAGACGCCCAUUGUGCUACUGUAUGGAGGCAAUGACAGCCUCGUGGAUAUUAACGUGAUGCUGAAGGAGCUGCCACACGGGACCACGGCCAAGAUCAUCCCGAAGUACGAACAUCUCGAUUUCUUGUGGGCGGUGGACGUAGAGCAACAGGUGUUCAGCCAUGUCUUCGAGGCUCUCGAACGGUACAGCGGCAUCACCCAGCUUGAGGGGCCGAUGACGGGCCUGAUUAACGGAGAUGCGGGGCAUGCGAUCGCGAUUUAGGGGAUAGAGAUGCAUUAGAUAGCAUGAGUUAUGAUUCGUGCAAAGUAUAUACCGGCGCGUAUCCGGACUGAGGUUGGUUUGUCUAUAAUGGUGUAUGUUAAUACCUUCACGUUAGCGCUCAUUUCUCUUUUUUGGUUCUC
This is a messenger RNA of Aspergillus caelatus, 1839 nucleotides long. Its product is annotated as sterol esterase. NCBI's taxonomy places the organism in Eukaryota, Fungi, Ascomycota, Eurotiomycetes, Eurotiales, Aspergillaceae. The transcript has 2 exons. The record is from RefSeq and is a predicted model, not a curated record. The coding region runs from base 284 to 1699 and encodes 471 amino acids.